This is a messenger RNA of Torulaspora globosa, 1176 nucleotides long. RefSeq names its product cystathionine gamma-lyase CYS3 (gene CYS3). The transcript has a single exon. Gene Ontology annotation, biological process: transsulfuration. Bases 1 to 1176 code for a protein of 391 amino acids. Gene Ontology annotation, cellular component: cytoplasm. NCBI's taxonomy places the organism in Eukaryota, Fungi, Ascomycota, Saccharomycetes, Saccharomycetales, Saccharomycetaceae. Gene Ontology annotation, molecular function: cystathionine gamma-lyase activity; pyridoxal phosphate binding. The record is from RefSeq and is a predicted model, not a curated record.
AUGGGAUUGAAAGACACUGAUAAAUUCGCCACUAAGGCGAUCCACGCUGGUGCCCACAUCGACAUCCACGGAUCUGUCAUCGAGCCAAUCUCGUUGUCUACAACUUUCAAACAAUCGUCGCCUGCUGCUCCUCUAGGUGAAUAUGAAUACUCGAGAUCGCAAAACCCAAACAGAAAGAACCUGGAGGACGCUAUCGCUUCCUUGGAGAACGGUAAGUACGGGUUGGCAUUCUCAUCUGGUUCUGCUACUACCGCUGUCAUCUUGCAAUCCUUGCCACAGGGCUCUCACGCUGUUUCCAUCGGAGACGUCUACGGUGGUACCCAUAGAUAUUUCACCAAGGUGGCUAACGCUCACGGUGUGGAGACCAGCUUCACCAACGACUUGAUCAAGGACUUGCCAAACUUGGUUAAGGACAACACCAAGCUGGUUUGGAUCGAAUCUCCCACAAACCCAACUUUGAAGGUCACGGACAUCGCCCUUGUGGUGGACAUCGUCAAGAAGAUCAACAAGGAGAUCUUGGUUGUCGUCGACAACACGUUCUUAUCGCCAUACCUUUCCAACCCAUUGAACUUCGGCGUCGAUAUUGUAGUCCAUUCUGCCACCAAAUACAUCAACGGUCACUCUGACGUGGUUCUAGGUGUCUUGGCUACCAAUGACAAAGCCAUUUACGAGAGGUUGCAGUUCUUGCAGAACGCUAUCGGUGCCAUCCCAUCCCCAUUCGAUUCCUGGUUGACCCACAGAGGUUUGAAGACCUUGCAUCUGCGUGUCAGACAAGCCGCAUUGAGUGCCACCAAGAUUGCUGAGUUCUUGGCUCAGGACGACAGAGUCAUCGCCGUUAAUUAUCCAGGUUUGGACAGCCACCCAAACAGAGACGUUGUGAAGAAGCAACACCGCGAUGGUCUAGGUGGCGGUAUGAUCUCGUUCAGAAUCAAAGGCGGUGCUGACGCUGCGGCUAAGUUCACCACCUCUACCAGGUUGUUCACCCUCGCUGAGUCGCUCGGUGGCAUCGAAUCCUUGCUCGAAGUGCCAGCUGUGAUGACCCACGGUGGCAUUCCAAAGGAGCAAAGAGAAGCAAGCGGAGUUUUUGACGAUCUAAUCAGAUUAUCUAUCGGUAUCGAAGACUCUGACGAUUUGCUAGACGACGUCAAGAAAGCCCUUGCUGCUUCAAGUCAAUAG